AUGUCAAAAGAGUCUCCAGACCAUGUAAAAUGCUUUGCUUGAAAGGAUAUUUACCCGAAGACGUACAUCCAGUACAUUGACAAGGGAAAUGUGCACCCUCAGCAAAGUUUUAGAAGUUCUAUCCAUCAAGCAAGGCAUAAAGAUCCUAUUUUUAACCAUAAAAUUCCAUUUUGCUACAAUUGCAUGCCUGACCCAGCUAUUACUAAGUCUUCAAGGAGUAGAUUUGAGGUGCCCAGGAUCUCUGAGGAUAUUCUACACAAGUCGUUUGAUGACAGAGGAACAGAAGAUUUCAAGCACCAAAGUUCUCCAAAUCCUAAAUAAAUCAUCAAUUUCCCAUAGAAAACAUCGAAAUUCCACAAUUACAAAAAUUCCCAAAGGAGUAAAUCAUUCUCUUCUGAACUGAAAGAAGGCGAUCAUGAAAUCUUUUAGAAAGUUGGAAGUCCUCAAGCCUCUCGAGCCUAUUUUCAAAAACAAAAAGGAUGGCCCAGAACAGCCAAGUGAUUACACAAUAGAUCAAAGCGAUAUCAUCAGGCUAAUGGCCAAACAGCUUAAAAAUAGAAGACUGUCGAGAGACAACAGUAAGAAUUACAUCAGACUCAACAAGAGCCAGAACAUUGAUGCUUCAAGAAUUCUGGAUAAAAGCAGGAAUACCGAAGCUGAAAAUACAAUCAAAAAGUCUUUCUCCAAGGCUAAAUUUAAAGUUAGGAAGGUCAGAAGGAAGACAAAUAUACGCUCCAAUAAUAAAUCUCAUAAUAAGCAAGUUCUCAAAAUGGUGAAAACCAUGAAUAAAGCAAUAUCUAGUUCUUCUGAAGACUCACUUGAAAGAGAAGAGUCUGAGGAAGAAUCCAAAAAGCUAACAAAAGCACCCAAACUUCCACUGAGCAAUUUACAUAGCUCCACUAUGAAUUAUCUAACCAUCCCUGGUUUAGACAAUGAUUUUUCUAGCAAUCAGACCAAUUUAGUGAAUUCAAGCUCAAAAGACUUAAAGGAUAGAAAAUUAAUUCCAAAAAAGUCUCCAAUAAAGUCUCCCUCAAUUAAAAGAAGGAAGAUUAAUAAUUUAUCAAUUUUGGUACCCCAGAGAGAGGGAAACCUCCUGAAUUCUAAACUAAAGAGUCCUCGUACAGCAGAAAAGUGCCUUCACAAGUUUACAUACCCUUGAAUCCCUGAAGUGAACCAAUCUUCUAAAGAUGAUAGAAGUUUACAUAGUAGUCAAGAAAAGAAAGCCUAUGUUAAUAACUUUGGACAAUGUGUUAAUGAAGAACUCCCUCUUUCAAGCUGGAAUAGAGAAAGUACAGGCAAGAGUUGAGAUUCAGCCUCUAUAUUAUAAAUAAAAUCUUUUACUCAAUGCUUCGAGUAGAUAACUUGAUAUCCAUUUAUCCAACAGACUCAGAGAAGCAUAAACAAAUGGCUGAGGUGAAGUCUUACUUGCAGCAGUAUUCUGACGUCUUUAAAAAUACUCAGAACGAACUGCUUCAGCUAGAAGCUAGAGAGCAUGAAGACCUCGACCAGCUCAGUCAAUUCUUCAACAGGAUCCGCAAAGAGCUCGAUUCCAAGGAGCAGCUGCUCAAAGCCAAGUACAAGAACAUGCUCAGUUCGUUCCAGACUUCAUUGGAGAUGGACCUGGAGUUUCUCGAAGCCAAAUGCAAGAGCUUGUGAGAAGUGGUUGACUCAUACUCUCACAAAUUCAGGACGCCCACAAAAUUAGAUCAAGACAGGUCUGAUGACAUCAUGAACAGCUACAAUCUUGAGUCCAUUCUUCUCAAAGAGAAAGUUGGCAUUAAAUAAACUUUGCCAUAAAGAAUUUACUGUUCAGCAACAAAAUGGGUUUAAAUUUCCCAAAAUUGAGUCAAAUUUCCUUCGAGUGAAAGAUCUGGUUGAUGAAGUUGAUGUGAUGUCUCCUUCAUUCCAUGACGUGACUGAAUUUAGUCGAGAAACGGUCAUAAGUCUUCAGAAACUUGAAGAUAGUAGCAAAGUUCUAAACACAGACUGUGGAACGAAUUAUAGUGCCAGGAAGGGUGAAGACUACCUUGAAAUUGAUGAAAGCUUAGAAAUAUCUGGUGAGAUUGAGAGUCAGCCCAUGAAUAUUCCUCAGGGCGACAACAGAAAGAAGCUGGCUAAUUCUAAGAAGUCGUAGCUUCAACAGACUAAUUUCUUUAAUAAUU
Molecule: messenger RNA, 2162 nt
Organism: Moneuplotes crassus
Lineage: Eukaryota; Ciliophora; Spirotrichea; Euplotida; Euplotidae
Source: the annotation of a GenBank genome assembly